Molecule: messenger RNA, 2055 nt
Organism: Cladophialophora bantiana CBS 173.52
Lineage: Eukaryota; Fungi; Ascomycota; Eurotiomycetes; Chaetothyriales; Herpotrichiellaceae
Exons: 5
Coding region: 1-2055 (684 amino acids)
Biological process (GO): regulation of transcription by RNA polymerase II
Cellular component (GO): Set3 complex
Molecular function (GO): transcription corepressor activity; protein binding
Source: RefSeq, a predicted model, not a curated record
AUGGAGACCGACGCUCCAUCAACAUUCAGCGCAAAGCCACCUCCACUAACUUCAGACCAGCUGAACUAUCUUAUAUGGAGAUAUCUUCAAGAGUCAGGCUACGCCGAGGCCGCGGUCAAGCUUCAACGCGAUUGGAAUGUCGAGGCAGAGAGCCUCCCAUUUGCGAAAUGCGUCAAAGGCCACGCCCUGGUUUCUCUGGUGCAAAAGGGUCUCCGCUAUCACCACUUAUCGCUGACGAUUGAUGAGAAUGGCCGGCCCUCGAAACAGCUCGACCCAUCCAUGUUCUUCUUUGGUCCCGAGAGCGAGAAACCUCCGCGAGAACUGCCCGAGGAAGUCGUUCUUUCAGCACCUUCACCAAAUGGAUCUGUCGCUGAGCCCCGAAGACAGCCUCGGGAUGGCAUUGCGAACGGUCUUCACGAAGCCCUGGCCGCACAGCCGGCCCCCAAACGAGGCCGCAAAACAGCACCCAGUUCGGAACGCAAUGGAAGCGUUGCGCGCAAACCUUCAACAUCUGCCAAUCGACACAGCCAUGUCUCCGCGAUGGAUGUGGAUAUGCUGAACGGCCACCUCGUCCCCCUUACCGAUGCGAGGUCACCAUCUGCCACCGAACCCGGAGCCGACGAAAAGGGUCUACUUAUUAAUGGUGUGAAGGCUGAUGAGCGCAUGGAUAUUGACGAAGGAUCACCAGCCGCAGAUCACCCCAACCACGAACCACAUAUUGAGCUUGUUCUACCCUCCACUCAUACGCUAGCUACGGGGCAAAGCAUCGGUAUCCAAGUUGCUCCUGCCAAAGUGGCAAACCUUUCUGCAUCCACCACCAUUCUUCAAAUACCUCCCACUACCGGCCAUGAGACAUCCAAGCCCGUUACGCGCGUUGCCUGGCGGCCCGGAGACGACAAACUGCUAACAGCCAUCGGCGACGACUAUUGUGGCUUCUGGAAUGUCGCCGAUCAAGCUUCAGAUACCAGUGGCCCAGCUCACUUUCAAGAGCUUCUAGAGUCAGGAGAAGGGAGGCUGGUAAGUGCAAUGGCCUGGGAGCCGAAUGGGGAAUUGCUUGCGGUGGCAACAUAUAGCGAUCACUCAACGCAGAUCCACUUAUUUGACGGACAAGAACUUUCUAUGCUGGAGGCGUUACCAGCCUCGCAAAGGGCGAUUACGUCGCUACUGUGGCACUGUCAAGGCUCACGUUUGCUCGGCAUCGCUCCCUACGACUCCGACACUACUGACCCUUCCCAACCCAGUGGUUCUUCUAUACUACUCUGGGACCUGUCCAAAUUGGACGGCCUUGCCGAACCUUCCACGGUGCUUGUCCCUGAGAUUCUGGUUGACGUGGAUGGCGCAUUUUUUGGCGGAGAUGGCGUUGUCUGCGCCGCUGGGCAGAACGCUGUCUACUAUUGCCGAGCUUUUACAGAUAUUGGAGUUGAGCAGAAGUGGACUUCUGACCCCGAUGAUGCCGACCAAUGGACAUUUAUCAGAUGCGCCUGGCACGGAGAAACGGACGCCAUGUUGGUUGUCGCGUCAGCCGAAACUGGGACAUUGUGGAUGCCCGCUCAGAACAUUGUCAAGAGAGGGGCACAUGAUACACCUAUCACGGGUCUAGAACUUCGACCUCGCGUAUCUGGUACAUUGAAUUCUUCGUGGAGGCAAGAGUUUGCCACUUCUUCCAUGGAUGGGACUAUCAAAGUCUGGAAAUGCGACGGAGAAACCACGUCCAUCAUUUCAAUAUGCAAACUCAUUAUUGGGCACGGCUCGCCUGUCAUGGCGCUGUCAUAUUCUCCCGAUGGUUUCUGUUUAGCCGGAGCUAGCUACGAUGUCGCUCGCAUCUGGAACGCCGAGCAUGGCCACAACCUGAUGGCAACUUGGAAAGACGAACAAAAUAUGUGGAAAGGCUCAAAAUUGAAGGAUGAUGACAUGAUGAGUAUGGGCGGCAUAUCGAGUGUUAAUGGCGAUACGAUUCAAACGAGUUCUGAGCACACUUUGGUAUGGGAUGGCCAGAGUAAAAGGCUCGCCUUUGGCCUUGGAUCUCAGGUCGCUCUCAUUGAGUUCCAGCGGUGA